UCAAACGAUUUUGUUCAAACGCAAAUAUCUUUGAAAUUCCAUUUUUUCUAAUUAAAAAUAGGUAGAUUUUCGGAAGGUAAAUCUAGUUGGUCAAAACGAGGAUAUAUUCCCCCCAAAAUGCGUGGGAUUAAUUACUAAGCCCCGGUUUAUCCUCGUUAACCACAAAUUUUCAAAACUUUAAACUCCCCCAUGUAUCACACAAGUAAUAUAAUCGUCCUUAAAUAUCUCUCUAGUACUAAUUAAUAACUACCUUUGAAAAGAAAAUAUCACAAAAUUACGUUUAACAACGUAACAAGGAAGAAAAUAGAGAGAUUAAGGAGGUGAUCAUUAAACAAGGCAGCCGGCAACGAUUGGAUUAAUUAGCUUCUUAAUUACAAUUUUGUGUUGUUUGCUCAUUGAAACGCUAAUUAAUAAUACUUAGAAUGGCCUGGUCCCCAAAAUAUGCUGCCAAUGCAUAUCUUGACACCCUCAAAUUGUGUGGCAAACACAAUCAGAUGUGCAAUUCAUGUACUGGAACACAAGAACCAGAGUGCAAUGAAUUCCUAUCAGCAUUAGCAGCUGGAAUGAGCGCGAAGCUAAUAGUGGAAGUCACAACAGAAGGCUCACCCUCAACCGUAGCCUUAGCAGCGGCAGCUCGUCAAACAGGGGGCAAAUUAGUCUGCAUUAUACCCGAACCAAUACUCGACAAAACACAAAAAGUAAUUCAAGAAACAGGGCUAAACGACAUGGUAGAAUUCAAAACAGGGGACCCUGUUGAAAUCUUACACAACUACGAGAACAUCGAUUUCUCAUUAGUAGAUCGGAAGACAAAUGAUUACGAGAGGUUGAUGGAGAAACUUGACGUUAAUCCAAGAAGAUCAGUCGUCGUUACGAAUAAUGUACAAGGGAGAAAAGGAAUAGGAGGACAUUUGAAGAAAGUGGAGAAUAAAGUAAAGGUAAGAUCACUACAACAUCCAAUUGGUAAAGGAUUAGAAGUUACAAUGAUUGGUAAAAGCACAGAGUUUGGGAAAAAGGAAAAUAGGAGCAAAUCAGGAUGUUAUUCUCAUUUAAUUAGAGGUGGAGAGAAUAAAAAUGGGCAUGUAGUGAAAAAGGGUGAUAAGAGCAAAUGGGUUUUUGUUGUUGAUGAAAAAAGUGGUGAAGAACAUAUUUAUAGGAUGCCAAAAUCAUCUGCACCUUAA
Molecule: messenger RNA, 1178 nt
Organism: Solanum verrucosum
Lineage: Eukaryota; Viridiplantae; Streptophyta; Magnoliopsida; Solanales; Solanaceae
Exons: 2
Coding region: 423-1178 (251 amino acids)
Source: RefSeq, a predicted model, not a curated record